Calidris pugnax (ruff) is the source of this 909-nucleotide messenger RNA. RefSeq names its product long-chain-fatty-acid--CoA ligase 6-like. Gene Ontology annotation, cellular component: membrane; endoplasmic reticulum. The coding region runs from base 25 to 909 and encodes 294 amino acids. The record is from RefSeq and is a predicted model, not a curated record. Gene Ontology annotation, biological process: very long-chain fatty acid metabolic process; long-chain fatty acid metabolic process; long-chain fatty-acyl-CoA biosynthetic process. Lineage: Eukaryota; Metazoa; Chordata; Aves; Charadriiformes; Scolopacidae. The transcript is spliced from 9 exons. Gene Ontology annotation, molecular function: arachidonate-CoA ligase activity.
GCGAGUCUCGGCGGCUGCGUUCGUAUGAUAGUGACGGGGGCUGCCCCCGCGUCUCCCACCGUCCUGGGCUUCCUCCGCGCCGCCCUCGGCUGCCAGGUUUACGAAGGUUAUGGCCAAACAGAAUGCACAGCCGGAUGCACCUUCACCACCCCGGGUGACUGGACAUCAGGUCAUGUAGGAGCCCCUUUGCCCUGUAACUUAAUCAGAUUGAAGGAUGUGGAGGAGCUGAAUUAUUUUGCUUCCAAAGGAGAAGGAGAGAUAUGUGUGAAAGGACCCAAUGUUUUCAAAGGUUACCUGAAAGAUGAGGAGAAGACAACUGAAGCACUGGACCAGGAGGGUUGGCUUCACACUGGGGACAUCGGGAAAUGGUUACCGAAUGGGACUCUUAAAAUUAUUGAUCGGAAAAAGCAUAUAUUUAAACUUGCUCAGGGAGAAUAUAUUGCACCGGAGAAGAUAGAGAAUAUCUAUAUCCGCAGUGACCCUGUCGCUCAGAUCUACGUCCACGGAGACAGCCUGCAGGCCUUUCUGGUGGGGAUCGUGGUGCCUGAUUCCGAAGUCAUGCCGGGCUGGGCAAAGAAAAGAGGGUUUGAAGGAACGUACGCAGAACUCUGUAAAAAUAAGAAUGGGACUCUUAAAAUUAUUGAUCGGAAAAAGCAUAUAUUUAAACUUGCUCAGGGAGAAUAUAUUGCACCGGAGAAGAUAGAGAAUAUCUAUAUCCGCAGUGACCCUGUCGCUCAGAUCUACGUCCACGGAGACAGCCUGCAGGCCUUUCUGGUGGGGAUCGUGGUGCCUGAUUCCGAAGUCAUGCCGGGCUGGGCAAAGAAAAGAGGGUUUGAAGGAACGUACGCAGAACUCUGUAAAAAUAAGACCUCUGCCAACUCCCACGUGGGGGGGACCAAGGGUCUUUGA